AUGUUUAGGUCAUUGCUUUCUACAUUUUUUGUGACAAGAAGAACGAACGCUGAGCACUCAGUAACCUUUUAUCUCUUUUUAGACUAGCCUCCACAAGUUUCGCCCGGCUUCAUUCUUGUUGCUUUUGCGGCUACAGCUAGAGACAGCCUGCGGGUUAGCUAGUUCACUUUGAUAAAUAGGCUACGACGAGAGUGCCGGAGCUAACCGACUUAGAUCCGUCAACUCAUGGGCAGAGGCCUGCAUUCGGUUUUUCAUUGGACUGCCGGGAGGGUCGCGCAAAUUGUUGAUUCUUAAUAAGAAUUUGCAAGACCAAGACCAAGACCCCCACGGCAGUCUGACAAAAUUAGAACAAUCGGGCGCCUCGUGAGGCCGACUGACUGGGUCGCUGUGCGCACAGCUGGUGGGAUUUCUUCCUUCAUCGAACGCCUUUCGGCAGAUAUAUUUCGCCAGAUAGGCGCAACUUGCCGGAGAGACGAUCUGCGUCAGACUGACGCCUUCCGCCAGGCCGACGCUGUGCGGCAGACCGUGCUGAAGCUUUUCGGCAAGCUGACGUCUGUCGUCAGGCUGACGCACUUCGUCAGACGUUUCUCUUGCGUCAGACUGAGGCCCUUCGUCGGACUGACGUCUUUCGUGGUCGGAGUGGCGUCUCUCGUCAGAUGGGUCGAAGCUUUUUGUCCAGACGGCGGCUCGUCAGACCGACGCACCUCGUCAGACUUCUUCUUUGCAUCAGAGUGAGGCGUUGGUUGCGAGCGUCACACCGGCGCCUUUCAUAGUCGGCCCGACGUCUUUCGUCUGACGUCUUUCGCCUGACGUCUUUCGUCUGACGUCUUUCGUCUGACGUCUUUCGUCUGACGUCUUUCGUCUGACGUCUUUCGUCUGACGUCUUUCGUCUGACGUCUUUCGUCUGACGUCUUUCGUCUGACGUCUUUCGUCUGACGUCUUUCGUCUGACGUCUUUCGUCUGACGUCUUUCGUCUGACGUCUUUCGUCUGACGUCUUUCGUCUGACGUCUUUCGUCUGACGUCUUUCGUCUGACGUCUUUCGUCUGACGUCUUUCGUCUGACGUCUUUCGUCUGACGUCUUUCGUCUGACGUCUUUCGUCUGACGUCUUUCGUCUGACGUCUUUCGUCUGACGUCUUUCGUCUGACGUCUUUCGUCUGACGUCUUUCGUCUGACGUCUUUCGUCUGACGUCUUUCGUCUGACGUCUUUCGUCUGACGUCUUUCGUCUGACGUCUUUCGUCUGACGUCUUUCGUCUGACGUCUUUCGUCUGACGUCUUUCGUCUGACGUCUUUCGUCUGACGUCUUUCGUCUGACGUCUUUCGUCUGACGUCUUUCGUCUGACGUCUUUCGUCUGACGUCUUUCGUCUGACGUCUUUCGUCUGACGUCUUUCGUCUGACGUCUUUCGUCUGAUGUCUUUCAUGUCUUUCGUCUGACGUCUUUCGUCUGACGUCUUUCGUCAGACGUCUUUCGCCGGCCGUCUUUCGUCGGACGUCUUACGUUCGUCGAACGUCUUUCGUCAGACGACUUUCGUCAGACGUCUUUUGUCAGACGUCUUUCAUCCGACGGCUUUCGUCGGACGUCUUUCGUCGGACGUCUUUCGUCGGACGUCUUUCGUCGGACGUCUUUCGUCGGACGUCUUUCGUCGGACGUCUUUCGUCGGACGUCUUUCGUCAGACGUUUCCGGCAGAGGGCUUUCGUCAGCGAAACGUCUUGCGGCAGACGUCGUUCAUCGGACGCCUUUGCUUCGUCCUGCUCAGACGUCUUUCGGCAGACUUCUCUCCGCAGCUUCUACUUUCGUCCCUACCCCCGUCGGGCAUUUUUCUGGCUCCUUUUCUGGGAGUCUGCUAGGGGGCGGCUUCGCCUGUCGCGCGAAGAAAACGGUCGGAGACUAUCGAUCGUGGCCCAGGGGAAGGAGUCGGAAAGUAUGGCCAAUUGCCGGAAGGUAGAUGCGGGCCGAGCUCUGGUGGGCUCAGGUGGAAUUUUGUGGCGGUGAUUAAUAUAAGGAGACUACUAACAUACUUUUUGGAAUGUUUUCCUCGCACUAUCCACUUAUAUAUAGUAAUAGUAAUUGUAGAAAGAUUAUUUUCCUCUGAUUUCGCAAUCGCGGUCGUUAGCGCUCCUCUCGCAGCUACUUCCGGUUCCGGUGUAGUGUCUCGCAGCGACUGGGCGCCACCCAGCCAGGACUCUGCAUCCGGGGAAGGGGCAGAGAGAUAUUGCGCAUUGAUUUUGUCUUGUCUGAUGGUCGUGGUGAGCGUGAGAUAGAAAUUUGAUUAUAAAUGAGACUAGGUAGCUUGUCCUUGUCAGCUAACACGCUAGAUUUGAACAUACGAAGUCUCCGUGUUGUAUUUUAGUCGUGUGUUGUUUGUCUUCAUGCGCAGGAAUGAAUAGCUAAUUCCCAUUGGUGAUAGUGAUUUCAGUCAUUUUUCGUUCAUGUGUGCCCGCUUUUGUGGUAUCAGCAACAGAUUCCUGAUCUUUGACAUAGAAAUGCAUAUGUGAUCAUAUGUACGUCUGACUGUAAAUGUUUUGCGGAACAAAUUAAUCUUCGUCAUAUUCAGCCUAUCAUGUUAUCGUUAUAUCAACACCUGUCUAAUAAACUACAUCAAAAUAGUACCUCCCAAUUAAACAAAGUACGAAAUGAACAAGAACAACAACAAAUACUACAACAUCUUCAUCUGUUUUUGUGUAUCACGUUGUUCUUGCAUUUUCCAAGUUCAAAUUCUCGACUUGCAUCAUGACGUAGUGAUCACUCUCUCUCUGCCAAAUUAAGGACGUAGGGAGUAGCAGCUACGGAUUAACCGCAAAAGCCUAAGUCAUCGCAGGUACUACCACGCAUUCUUUUCUUCAUUACCUAGUUAUUCGACUGUAACUUAGCAAUCACCUUUGGAAAAACUACGUACAAGUCUGACAUCAACAUUAAACACAGAAAAAUACAUACAUCGACGACUAUUUUGUGGGGACCACGAUAUUGUUUGUCUGAACUUUGACUCAAACCCGAAAGAAAGUGAGUCUUCGAGCGCCGCAAUUCGAGGGUGCGACUUCGUGUUGUUCAUCUGAUAGGAUAAAGUAGCUGGCUCUAAGGAUGUUCCUGACGAGCAGGUGCCC
Messenger RNA from Amoebophrya sp. A25, 3104 nucleotides. The record is from the annotation of a GenBank genome assembly. Lineage: Eukaryota; Dinophyceae; Syndiniales; Amoebophryaceae.